CGUACGAUCACUCUUCCUGUGGUGCUUCAUGCGGUAUGUCUUCAGGUGAAGGAGUUACUGGAGAAGGGGGUGCAGUAUGCUUUGGUAGCAGUGGUGCACUGUGAAACAAGCACAGGUAGUAUCAACCCUGUCGAAGAGCUGGGCCAGACCAUCAAGCAGUACCAGCCGCAAGCCGCUUACCUUGUGGACGCCAUGAGCAGCUUCGGCGCUGUGCCAGUAAAGAUUCAGAAUGGGCAGAUAGACUACUUGGUUAGCUCAGCCAACAAAUGUCUUCAGGGCGUUCCUGGUUUCUCGUACGUCAUAGCCAGGAAGUCCGAGCUCUUUAAGUGCAGAGGUAAUUCUCGCAGUCUUAGUUUGGACCUGGCGGAUCAGUACGAAGGAUUUGAGGGGAACGGACAGUUUCGUUUCACCCCUCCAACACACACCCUGCUUGGAUUUCUUCAGGCGCUGCAGGAGUUUCAGGAAGAAGGGGGUGUUAAUGGAAGAGCCAAGAGGUACAAGCAGAACUGCACGGUGCUGCAGAGAGGAAUGGAAGAACUGGGCUUCUGUAAGUUGCUGUCUAGAGAGUGCGGAGGCUAUAUCAUCACGACGUACCACUAUCCUAACCACCCCAACUUUAACUUUGAGGAAUUCUACUGUAAGCUGUGUCAGCUCGGUGGGUUACACGUCCAGUAUGAGUUAUAAGCAAAUAGUGUCUGGGA
Zootermopsis nevadensis is the source of this 701-nucleotide messenger RNA. The record is from RefSeq and is a predicted model, not a curated record. Lineage: Eukaryota; Metazoa; Arthropoda; Insecta; Blattodea; Termopsidae.